CAUGGUGACAGCAGCGGAAGCAGGUCAGCAAAGAAUAUUCUGCUGUGAUAUUAGAACAUAUCUCUGAACUGGCAGUGACUCCAGCGGCUGCUGAAGUAUCCCACAGCUCAACUCGGAGUGUUGGAGAUGAACGCUCAAAAGGCAGUCAGGCAGAUGACAAGAAACGCUCACGCCGAACACGGAAGCGACCCGGUCGUAAGGCAAAAGAAAACAAGCCACGCACAAAGAUUGUCGUUCGCAGAUUACCUCCUCAUCUUCCCGAAGAGAUCUUCAAGACGACCGUUGACAAAUGGCUGGGUGAGACGGAUUGGUGGACUUUUGUUGCAGGAAAGAUUGCCACAAGCCAAGCCAAGAUCAGCGUGUUCUCUCGAGCAUAUCUCAACUUUAAAAACAUCGAUGCUCUUCUUGAUUUCUGUCGUACAUACAAUGGUCAUCUCUUUGUAGAUUCCAAAGGAGUUGAGCAUCGGGCUGUGGUUGAAUUUGCCCCUUUCCAGCGUAUUCCAAAGAGUAAGAAGAAGCCUGACCCGAGAAUGAAUACGAUCGAACAAGACCCAGAUUUUCUGGCAUUUCUCAAAAGUCUCGAAGAAGACAACGAAGCAAAGGCUGCAGCAUCUAGUGUAGCCACUGGAGAAACACAGCUGGAAAAAUUGGAAAGAACGUUGUUGGCGGAUCAAGUGGCGAAGGAGCAAGGCGUUGCGCACUCAACCGUCACCUCGAUAGUAACAGCAAGCUCAUCCCAACUCGCAGGACCCGAUAAACCAAAGUCGACUCCUCUGCUCGAUGCACUUCGCGCAAAGAAGGCAGCGUCACGCGCUGAGGGAAGUAAACAAACAAAAGCAGUCACAGAUGCAAAAGGCAAAGAAUCACGACGAUCGGAAAAGAAGAAAUCCUCCUCAAAGUCCAAGGAAGGUGGCAAGUCCGGAAGUACCUCUGGCAUGACAAAGAGUGUCGUCCCAACUGGAAUAGUCAAACGAUCUUCAUCACCCGUUGGAAAGAAGUCUGCAACUACUCCGUCUGCAUCUGGCGCUUCUUCCAAGGAGGCUACGGACGUGACACCUAAAGCUGAACAACGGCGAAGUCGCCUUGCUCCCACCGGGGGAUUAUUCAAGGCUUCAUUGGGUGCUGUGCUCGGAGCCAAAGAGACCAAGCGACCGCGGGGGAGUGCUCGAAAGCAAAAAGCGGAUGAAGACUCUCAAAACGAUGCCUCCGCUAGUGGGGAUACGGCGCCAGAAGCUAGAGCUAGCAAUGGACCUGGUUUACAGGAGAGGGAGGAAAGUAAAGGGAGAGGGUAUCGUCAGAAACGUCGAACGCGACUCGAAGGCGAUCUCAUCGAUGCAUCAGCUGAUGGAGUGACGGCUGUAAUCAAUGAAGGCGAUACAGACACUCGCAAAAGUAAACCUCGGCAAGUGAGAUCCCGUGACAAUACCGGAACCACGGAUCUUUCAAAACCUGCAGAGGCAUGGCCAGAGAAAGACGAUAGCAGGAAAAUGUCCCGCAAUCGUGUAGCUUCAACGUCAUCAACUUCAUCCAUGGCUUCUCAGCCUCCAAAGCGCACGGGUCCAUCAGUGACGAUUAUGAAGCGAGAUGGAACCACGAGCUCAUUCAAUGUGGGAAAGAACGAUGCAACUUGACACCAAUGUCGCUUUGGUAUUAUUCCGACAUUACGUAAUCGUUGAGAUGGCAAGCGAGCACUAUUGAAUUGCCCUCGCCACGAAAUCGUUGUAAUGGACGUUCAUUGUCGCAUCGGUGCUUACAUUGAACGUUCUUGCUGUUCCCCCCGACCAUUGACUAAAUCAUCAAGAAACUUGCAGGACGCUGCUCAGCUUUGCGCAUAUCUGUAUUCGAAGUUCUAGAGUCAGGGGAGGUAACACAAUUUGUGGAUCAUUGACCUAGUCGGCUCUCAUUGAUGAUCGGGAGUCAUCCCCCAACAUACAGCGUCUGAGGGAUGUGAUGUUGUAAACCUUGUAAACUCUUUGUGCUCCAUGCAUGAGAUCUGAACUCCAUGGUCUACCAAAUACAAGGUGCAUCGUUUCCAAUUGCAUGUAAAUUCUGAUUCGAUGCCAUACCACCGGGAUACUUGAAUGGGUUGGUCACAAUAUUUGAAGUAAAGCCAGAGCUUAUUUUUUUUCUGUUUGGGCACUCCAUGGACCCGACCGAUGGGAUGUAUGCAUUUCGGCGAGGCGGGACAGAAAAGGAUUGAUUCCUUCCUAUGUGUGUUGCUGAGCAGCUGAGUGUGUGAGAUCGAUCGUAUUCUUUUUUGAGAAGGAAUACCAUAUAGAUGCUGAACAGGGUUUCCUUUGCGAUGCUUGGCUUGGGACAACAAUAAUAACUUGAAUACGCGCGAGGGUUAGGGUAUCGGUGCAGUUCAGUGAGGCCAUCAA
Messenger RNA from Spizellomyces punctatus DAOM BR117, 2381 nucleotides. RefSeq lists its product as uncharacterized. The transcript is spliced from 4 exons. Lineage: Eukaryota; Fungi; Chytridiomycota; Chytridiomycetes; Spizellomycetales; Spizellomycetaceae. The record is from RefSeq and is a predicted model, not a curated record. The coding region runs from base 531 to 1631 and encodes 366 amino acids.